Messenger RNA from Sesamum indicum (sesame), 1920 nucleotides. Its product is annotated as aluminum-activated malate transporter 4. The record is from RefSeq and is a predicted model, not a curated record. NCBI's taxonomy places the organism in Eukaryota, Viridiplantae, Streptophyta, Magnoliopsida, Lamiales, Pedaliaceae. Gene Ontology annotation, biological process: malate transport.
ACUAUUCAUUUGAGAACUAUUUCCAAACAUGAGCAAAGAAAGAUUGCUUCCAUUUGGUAGCGUGGAAAGGAAUGAAGAUGAUACGAUCACUUGCAGUUGUUUUAAACUGAUGCACGACAGAGUUCUGCAGCUAUGGUUAGAUUCUUGCAAUUUUUCCAAGAAAGCAUUGGAGAUGGGACGAAACGAUCCCAGAAAAGUCAUAUACGCCAUCAAGAUGGGCUUCGCAUUGGCCCUCGUGUCAUUGUUCAUAUUUUGGAAAAAGCCCGCUGAUGUCUCCCAGUUUUCUAUUUGGGCCAUCCUCACUGUCAUUGUAAUGUUCGAAUUUAGUAUAGGAGCAACUUUUAUCAAAGGAUUCAAUCGUGGGCUAGGGACAUUUUGUGCUGGAAUGCUUGCGUUUCUCUUUGCUGAGCUAUCACUCUUGGCCGGAGAAUGGGAAAAAGUCGUAAUUGUUAUAAGUUUUUUUAUUACCGGUUUGUCCAUAGCACCUCCAAAAACCAUUUAUUGUAUCCUCAGCUUGCUUUCCCUGCUUGAUUAUACUUUCUUUUUGUUUGCAGGAUCUUUUGCAUCAUACCUGAAACUUUAUCCUACGAUGGCACCUUAUGAAUAUGGAUACCGUGUUUUUGUACUCACGUUUUGUAUCCUUAUGGUGGCUGGGAACAGAACUAGGGAAUACACAGUGGCGAUUCUUAGUAGACUGGUGCUAAUUGCUGUUGGUGCUUGUAUCUGCUUCAUCAUCAACAUUUGCAUUUACCCGAUUUGGGCUGGAGAUGAUCUCCACCGUCUCGUCGUGAAUAACUUUAAGGAGCUUGCAGCUUCUUUAGAAGGUUGCGUUGAUGGAUACCUGAAAUAUGUUGAUUACAAUAGAAUCCCGACUAGAUUUAUGUCUCAAGCAUCUGGAGAUCAGCUUUGCCUUGGCUAUAAAACAGUCAUAGAAUCUGCAAGCCGAGAGCAAAGCUUGUUAGGCUUUGCCGUAUGGGAACCGCCUCAUGGUCGUUACAGAACACUUGGUCAUCCCUGGAGAACUUAUGUGAAAGUAAGCGGUGCAGUCAGGCAUUGUGCCUACACUGUCAUGGCACUCCAUGGAUGCAUUUUGUCAGAAAUUCAGGCACCACCAGAGAAGAGGCAGGUGUUUCGUAGCCAUCUUCAAAGGGUAAGUGCAGAGGGAGCCAAAGUUCUGCGCGAACUUGGGAACAAAAUAGAGAAGAUGGAAAAAAUUGGGACAGACGACAACAUACUGAAGGAGGUGCACGAGGCAGGCGAACAAUUGCAGAAGAAAAUCGACCAAAGGUCGUUUCUUUUAGUCAAUUCUGAGAGCUGGGAGAUUGGAAACCACAGAAAGGUGCUAGAAGAUCUUGGCGAUCUUCCAAGUGAGAGGGAGUACGAAACGUUGCAGUUGGGCUUCAAGUCUCUGAGUGAAACAGCAAUAUAUGUCAAGUCACCUCUGAUAUCGACUCCAUGCUUGCCAAACAAAGAUUUGCCGAAGCAAAAGCUAAGAAAGCAUGUUCCAUGGCCUUCCUGGAUUUCGUUUGAAGGCAAUGGUUUGAUCAAAGAAGACGAAGUCAAAACUUAUCAAAGUGCGAGCGCUCUAUCUCUGGCCACGUUUGCUUCUCUUCUGAUUGAAUUUGUGGCGAGGCUUCAGAAUGUAGUGGACUGCUUUGAAGAGUUAAGUGAAGAGGCAGAGUUCAAAGAUCCCAAUAUCAUUGUUUUAACAACGAGUGCCAGUUUUUGGACAAGAUUCUUGAGGUGCUUCAGUUUGAAGAGCUAAUUCUUGUAAAGAAGUUUAAAUAAAAAAUGUCGUACAAGGAUAUGUGGUUGAAACUUCAUCUUGAAGAUUCAGUUUAUGUAGUUGUUUGGGAAUGAUUGCUUGAAUUGGAUUGACAGAGUUCAUCAUAUAUAGAUCUGCUAAUCUAUGACAUGCAU